Messenger RNA from Amoebophrya sp. A25, 299 nucleotides. NCBI's taxonomy places the organism in Eukaryota, Dinophyceae, Syndiniales, Amoebophryaceae. The record is from the annotation of a GenBank genome assembly.
GUGGAUCGAAGCUGCUACAUUCAACAUCUUCCCAAGGGCUUGUGCUGGCGGCUCUCACGGAACAGCGGGAUCAAAAAUGGGACCGCAUGGACAUGAAUUUCUGCCGAGACAUUUCGCAUUCGGUGUAUUUGAUUCUGCACCUGAACCCCCAUGCCGCUACUGCAUUGGAGCACAUGCCGGAACGGAAAUACCCCUACAACACGCUGUUGCGUAGCGAGAAGGCAAUCACCUCUCCGCUCCUGCACGCGAGUGUCUGGGGGUUGAACCACGCGCGGUGGAACCGAAGACGAUACAGCAAU